Molecule: messenger RNA, 381 nt
Organism: Anisakis simplex (herring worm)
Lineage: Eukaryota; Metazoa; Nematoda; Chromadorea; Rhabditida; Anisakidae
Source: the annotation of a GenBank genome assembly
AUGCAGCAACCCCCGGACGAGCCGGACGCCACGAAUCAGGCGCACGGGAAUGAUCCACAGGGCGCGCGAGACAAUGUCCAUCGUGCGCAAGAAGGAUCACGUCGCCGGUACCCACCAACGAUGACCCUAUCUUCUAAUAGUAAAAGAUGGCACCCUAAUCGAUUUCUUGCCGAUCGGGAACCUUCCAGCAGUUCUCAGUCAUCCACAGGAUCACAACCUGGUCCACAACCGGAUAUAUCAUUCUCAGAACCAACCACCUUACGCGAACCAGCCAUUUACAUUGUAUCUCAGAUACUACGAAACAGGAUGACGCUCUUUUUGGCACCCGAUCAAAGUGACGAUAUUCUACGCAACUCACCUGCCGUGACGUCAAUCAAUUAA